GUCUCUUGUUGUACCUAUCAUGACUCUAUUUGUUACAAUUAGUUCUCGACGCGGAAUAAAUCACGAUCUUUUGUUGUAUCUAUUAUGAGUCUCUUGUUAUACUAAUCAUUCCCGAUCCGAAAUAAAUCCCAUCUAACCGAACACGACUUAAGAGUGGCGUAUAUCUACGCUAUUAGUGCCAAAUUUGUACUAUGUUCUUAUAGGAAAAAUGUCCAUGUGUAUGUUCCUCAUGGAGUCAUGGUCUUGUUUUCCUGACCUGCUGGGCCUCAAAACUAGGCAUAAAUUCACAAGACCCAACCAAGCCCAAUUGCAUUCUUGCGAAAUAGACCCUGGACACCUCUGAAAUUAACAAGUAUCUCACUGACCGGGCUUCCCCGAGGUGAUGCGAUUCGCGACUCCUCCAGCGGCCUAGCCAAGUGCCCCCAAUUCACAACGCAUCCUGCCAUCCUCGUCUCCUCUCCCACCCUCGACCGCGAUAACACUAGCGACAGCCGCGCUCUCUCUUGAUCUCCGCGGGGAGCUCCAGAUCUGCAGGCCGGCGGCUCAGCGUCCGGAUCGGGAAGCGAAGAUGACGGAGGCCUGGGUGCGGAACAAGCCGGGGAUGGCCAGCGUCAAGGAGAUGCCGCUGGUGCAGGACGGCCCGCCGCCGGGCGGGUUCGCGCCCGUGCGCUACGCGCGCCGGAUCCCCACAUCGGGGCCCAGCGCCACCGCCAUCUUCCUCACCGCCUUCGGCGCCUUCGCGUACGGCAUGUACCAGGUCGGCCAGGGGAACAAGGUCCGCCGUGCGCUCAAAGAAGAGAAGAUUGCGGCCCGUAGUGCUAUACUGCCGAUGCUCCAAGCUGAAGAGGAUGAAAGAUUUGUCAAAGAGUGGAAGAAGUAUCUUGAGGAGGAGGCCAGGAUCAUGAAAGAUGUUCCAGGAUGGAAGGUUGGCGAGAGCGUGUACAACUCUGGGAAAUGGAUGCCUCCGGCUACUGGUGAACUCCGCCCUGAGGUUUGGUAAGGGCCUGCUGCCAGCGCUGAUAAUUUCAUCAUGUCAUGAGGACAUGAAUAAGGCCUCUAAACCUGUGUACCUUUAUUUUUUUCCUUUACCAAGGAUCGACUCCUUAAACACCUCUGUUUGUUGUGGUGUGUGAAAUUUGACUGGCUAAUAAUUGGACAUAUCAAGCCGACUUCCUUGUCUUCCGAAUUUUGAACUGUGCUUGCACGUUGAUGACGAUGCAACA
Molecule: messenger RNA, 1223 nt
Organism: Panicum virgatum (switchgrass)
Lineage: Eukaryota; Viridiplantae; Streptophyta; Magnoliopsida; Poales; Poaceae
Product: NADH dehydrogenase [ubiquinone] 1 alpha subcomplex subunit 13-B
Exons: 3
Coding region: 569-1000 (143 amino acids)
Source: RefSeq, a predicted model, not a curated record